Molecule: messenger RNA, 1284 nt
Organism: Diaporthe citri
Lineage: Eukaryota; Fungi; Ascomycota; Sordariomycetes; Diaporthales; Diaporthaceae
Exons: 1
Coding region: 1-1284 (427 amino acids)
Biological process (GO): protein import into peroxisome matrix
Cellular component (GO): peroxisomal membrane
Molecular function (GO): zinc ion binding
Source: RefSeq, a predicted model, not a curated record
AUGUCCUCUGCAACUCAGCAGCCCGCCGCGAGGUCGAGCACGGCCUCGUCACCUUUUCCAUACGCCGCGGCGCCAGACAUCAUCCGCGCCCACCAGAAAGACGCAUACUUCCAGGGGCUCCUGACGAACCAGCUCGUCGACCUCCACAGGCGACUGCUGGGCGCCCGAUCCGCGCACGCAUGGGCCAACGAGUCGCGCACAGUCGCCGACCUGCUCUACCUCUGCCUGACCACCCUGAUAGGGAACCGCACCCUGGGCGAGGAGUAUUGCGACCUCAUACAGGUCGAGGAGCCCUCUAGGUCCAAGCCCACAUCGUCACACACAGAUGACAAGACCACCACCACCAAAUCCACCACAGCAGCACCAGCAGCACUAGGCGGUCCCAGGCUCCCGUCCAUCGGCCGCCGCUCAAGCCUCAUCGCCCUCUCGGUCCUGGUGCCCUACGCCCUCUCGCGGGUCCUCCCCGCCGUCCGCAGCCGGCUCCGCCAGCGCCUCGAGGCCCGCCUCGCCGAGCUGCAGAGGAAGCACAGGGCCGCGCACAACAGCGCCGAGUACCGCGCGAAGCGCUACGUGCUGACCCACCUGUCCGGCCUGACCUCGGGCGCCCACGUCCACGCCGCCGUGCUCGCCACCUUCUACUUCACCGGCGCAUACUACUCGCUGUCGAAGCGGCUCGCGGGCCUGCGCUACGUCUUCAUCCGCAGGCUGCCCGAGCACCCCGGCGGCGCCGCCGAGGGCAAGGACGGCCGUGCUGGAUAUGAAGUGCUCGGCGUGCUGCUCGUAGUCCAGCUCGCGGUGCAGGCCUACCUGCACGUGCGGUCCGUCCUCGCCUCAGCCGGCACCCCCGAGGAGGCAAGCGUCGAGGCCGCCAUCCGGGAGCGGGCCUUCGGCCACGGGGCGGCGUCGCCGGCCGACGUCUCGCUCGACCACGCGCACAGCUACGGCAGCGGCAACAACGACCUGCUCCUGCAGACGGGCGGUUCCGGGUCCGGGUCUGGCCAGCGCUCCAAGGCCGCCAUCGGCGCCACGACGCACACGCCCGUGCCCAGGGGCGACGCCGCCAGGUACGACCUCGGCGGGGACGCGGUCAUGGCGUGGAUCAAGGGCCGGUCGCAGCGCAAGUGCACCCUGUGCCUGGAGGAGCUCAAGGACCCCUCGGCGACCCAGUGCGGGCACGUCUUCUGCUGGUCGUGCAUCGGCGACUGGGUCAGGGAGAAGCCGGAGUGCCCGCUGUGCAGGCGGGAGGCCUUGGUGCAGCACAUCCUGCCCUUGCGGGUGGCGUGA